Echinostoma caproni is the source of this 444-nucleotide messenger RNA. NCBI's taxonomy places the organism in Eukaryota, Metazoa, Platyhelminthes, Trematoda, Plagiorchiida, Echinostomatidae. The record is from the annotation of a GenBank genome assembly.
AUGCAGACGCAGCUGCAAGAUAGUCAAAACCGAACCAGAGCCAGUCAACAACGUGCGCUUGCCAGUAUAGCCAAUUCGGAAAGGAUCGGUGUGGAAACAGCUGCCGAGUUACUUGAGCAAGGAGAAAAGCUUUCAAAUGCGGAACGACGUCUGGAUGACAUCAGUCAUAUGCAAAAAGACAGCCAGCGACAAAUCAACACAUUAUCAAGCGUGUUUGGUGGAAUCAAAAACUUCUUUUCCAGAAAACAGUCAGCCCCUGCCGUGUGCAACGAGGUUACUGGUAUGCAUCCCUGCCCAUCGGACUCAGCUCGUUCUACAUCCGGUUUGCGCAAUUCCGUUUAUUCCCAACCUACAUGGGGUAGCAAUUUACCGCCACAACAAGAGACUCGACGAUUGCUCCUGUUUGUGGCCAUACGCUUGAUUCCUCCUCAAGCAGUUCAUUGA